AUGAAGGUAAAACAAGAGGUAAACAAAGGUAUAAAGAAGAUGAAAAGGUUUUUAAAGUCAGGUUCUAGCAACGUAUCUGAAAAAACCUUGGAGAGUGAACGUAGCUCGAUGAACGAUAUGACAAGUCUUGGAAAACACGGAAAUGAAUCAGAUGAAAGGACUAAUGGAGAAAGCUUUGAUCAAGCCGCGGAAGAACAUUCAGGCACUGAUUCUGAUGAAGACCAAGAGACAAGCGAUGAGAAUUCGACAACUGGAACUGAUCACGCAGAACACGAAUUUGACAGAAAAGAUAAAAUCGAAAACGACGAAACGAAUAUCAUAGAACACGCGAAAGAUGACAACGAUGACAACGAUGACAACGAAAUAAACUAUGAAGAGAGCAUGGAUGAAAAUGAUCAUGAUCUCCAAGGAAGUUUAUCUAUUGAAAAUGAGGAUUCUGCUUUAGACAAGGACCAGAGGGACGACAAUGACCAUGAUAUUAAAAGCUCAACUAUCAACUCUGGUAAACCCGAAAAGUUAGAUAAAAGUCCAAUUACUCAAAGUUCUAUUGCGACGAGCGAGGAUCAACGUACACAUUUAUCAGAACCAGAUGAUAAAAAUGAGAAUGUUGAAGAAAAAGAGAGCUCAAUCUCAAAGUCUUGGGAUGAGGAAUCUCAAAAAGAUGAAGCGGGGGAUGAAUGGAAUUCACCGAAUUCAGAUCCACCCGCAUGGAAAUAUCCAGAUGAAUUGCCACGUUUAAAGAACAUCGAGAAACAUUCUAAGGAUGAUCAAGUUAAACUUCUGACCAGUUCGAGUUUUCCUGCUAACCGUAAACAACAUUUGACCCCUGUUCGUCGCGGAUUAUCACCAGAACAAUUCGAAAACGGUGUGUACAUAGGCGACCCUAACCAACUUCCACCAAUGGGUAUUGCAUUUUAUAUGUUUGGGUUAUAUAUAGAGAGUGCGUUCGUCAAUAUAGCCGACAAGAUUCGAGUUAUUGAUAGAAUAUCUGGAGUCCCGAUCAGCAACUGGUUCCUUUGGCUUUUUUCAUUGAAGAGCUGGAUGAACAUUAGGGACGAUGACGAUAGGAGGAUGUUAGAAUAG
Messenger RNA from Acaulospora morrowiae, 1083 nucleotides. The record is from the annotation of a GenBank genome assembly. Lineage: Eukaryota; Fungi; Glomeromycota; Glomeromycetes; Diversisporales; Acaulosporaceae.